AUGAGUUAUCAACAAGAUAUGUAUCACGAAGCCGCGCGAUCCCCUGGCUCUCAACGACACCAACAACCUUUACAUCGUCAACCUUCUCGUCAAUUUGAUGCCUACGGUGCCAUGCCCACCAACUUGUACGAGGAUCAAAUGCGUUACGAGUCCGCUCGACUCGAGCGCUUGAACCCAUCCAUUCAGAACAACUACGGUGGCUAUGAUAUCUCCGGCUCGCAAACUUGGAACCCAAAUGGGUUCGCAAACGCACAAACCCUCGGAGGCAUUCGGUCGGCUUCCGCCAGUCUGAAGCCUAAUGCCCGAGGACGCACCGGUCUGCCCACGACGUGGUUAGAUCAACAACCCAACAUGCCUCAAGCAUUCUCAAACUUGGGCCCUGGUCCGAUUCAAAGCAGCGCCAUGCGACCGGAACCCUCGGCUUCAUCGGCCGACGACGACGAAUUGAUCCCAACCGCCAUCGUCAUCAAGAAUAUCCCAUUCGCCGUGAAGAAGGAGCAACUCGUUCAAUUAAUGACUGAACUGAACCUGCCUCUCCCUUACGCCUUCAACUACCACUUCGACAACGGCGUUUUCCGGGGUCUGGCUUUCGCCAACUUCACCUCAGCCGAAGAGACAGCAACCGUGAUCGAGGUGCUCAACCACUUUGAGCUGCAAGGCCGAAAAUUGCGAGUCGAGUACAAGAAGAUGCUGCCUCUUCAGGAGCGGGAACGUAUCGAGCGCGAGAAGAGGGAACGACGUGGCCAGUUGGAGGAGCAACACCGUCCGAUGGGAGGCGGUGGCGGUGGUCCUCAGCUUCAGACUCAGAGCUCCAUGUCUUCGCUCACUUCGCACAUUCCGGCCACUUCUCCCUCGCCCGUUUCGCAGCGUGGCCAAAAAAUCGAUGUGGACUUGAAUGACACCCAGACCCUCUCCUACUACUCCCAGCUACUCCUUUUCAAGGAAGAUACCGUUCGCGAUUCUGUUAUUUUCCCUCACAACCUUACCCCCUCCCAACGUCGCACGGUUCACACCCUGGCCCACAAUAUGGGAUUGGGCCACGCAUCCCGCGGCAGCGGCGAACAGCGUCAGGUUCAGGUCUUCAAGAUCGCCGCUGGCGCUAACGUGAGCCCUCCCAUGUCCUCCAUCCCGCCCUCUGCACAGUCUGAUAAUGGUCGUCGCGGUCUCAACCGUGCGGCUACCAUCGACUUCAGCGAGGCUCGUCAAGAAGCCGGAAAUGGUUUCAACACUCUGCGUGGACAGAACUCCGGCUUUUUGGGCGUGAUGGACUCCAACAAUGGCAACUUUGCCAACGGUCAAAACCUGCGCGCUGCCAAGUCCUUCGCGGACUUGCGAUCAUACACCCCUUCGCCUGUGCCUUCUUCCGCCAGCUUCCCCGCUGCAAUGCAGUCCAACGGCGCCCGCCUCCAGUACGACGGUGCGCAAACUGCAAACUCCAACACCCCUACCCUUACACCUGCUCAGUCUGGUUCUUCUCUUGGAAUGCAGCGUGACGACAACCUGCUGGUCAACAGCCUGGGUGGCCUAUCCCUCGGCACCGGUAUCGGUGGCCCGAACUCCAGCCCCCGCCGCCUGCGGGGUAUGUUCUCCUGGGAACAGGACAGCCAACAAUCCAAUGCCGGUGCUAUUGGUAGCAACCGCGGCAUGGGAAUGGGCUAUGAAGGUCAGCAAGAGCGCAUGCCUGUUCGUCAGCCUCGCGGCCCUACCCCCGACAAAGGCACUGGGUUUCGCCGUCAAAACGGCCACCAAGCCCGCGGAAGUGAUGAGCUCCGCACCAACUCCGGAGUAGAAAUCAUUGUGGAGUAA
Penicillium soppii is the source of this 1806-nucleotide messenger RNA. RefSeq lists its product as uncharacterized. Gene Ontology annotation, cellular component: nucleus; cytoplasm. Gene Ontology annotation, molecular function: mRNA binding. The record is from RefSeq and is a predicted model, not a curated record. Bases 1 to 1806 code for a protein of 601 amino acids. Lineage: Eukaryota; Fungi; Ascomycota; Eurotiomycetes; Eurotiales; Aspergillaceae. The transcript is spliced from 3 exons.